GUUCUACCCACAAGCUCCGUCAGAGUCCACGAUAGUCAAGAUUUGCAGGCUGCUGUUACAUCUUCGGUCAUCGGAAGUCAAAUCGAACGAGUACGAUACUGGCCAGGAUGUCGAGAUCACCCUCACCUGUUUCCAGGCGGACCGACGUGGAUGACUUUGAUCAAAAGAAAAGAAAGAGGUCGAUUUCCCCCUUGCCGCGAGAUCGAUCCGUCUCUCCUCCCACUCGAAGGAGACGAUCCAGGUCCCCUGAAGAGUACCACGAUCGGGAUGCACCGGCUGGAGCACGUAGUCCCGUUCCAUCUACCGCUCAGACCCCCGCUGCACCUGGAAUCAACCUCCCUCGAGUGGUCGAUAUCGAUCCUUUCCGACGAAGAGAACGAGAACGACAGCUCGCCGAAAGGUUGUUGGAAGAACAAACCGCGGCUGGAGCAGAUGGGUCUGCAAACAAUGCUGUGGCCAAAAAGUCGGAGUUUGAUCCGGCUGCCGAGUUUGCCAAGCUCGUCAGUACCAGGAGUGGGGGAGCCUAUAUCCCGCCGAGCAGGUUGAGGGCGAUGCAGAAGGAUGCGGAAAAGGACAAGAGCAGUGUCGAGUGGCAGAGGAUGACUUGGGACGCGCUGAGGAAGAGUAUUAACGGUCUGAUCAACAAGGUCAACGUCGCCAACAUCAAAUACGUCGUUCCCGAAAUGUUCAACGAGAACCUCAUCCGCGGACGAGGCCUUUUCGCUCGUGCGAUCAUGAAAGCUCAAGCGUCUUCCUUGCCGUUCACUCCGGUCUUUUCCGCUCUCAUCGCUAUCAUCAACACCAAGCUGCCCAUGGUCGGAGAGCUGGUCCUCGUCAGACUGAUUAGUCAGUUCAGGAGGGCUUUUAAACGUGACGACAAGAUCGUAUGCCAGGCCACCGCCUCGUUCAUCGCUCACCUCGUCAACCAAUCCGUCGCCCACGAGAUCGUCGCCCUUCAAAUGCUCGUUCUGAUGCUCGAGCAGCCUACCGACGAUAGCGUCGAGAUCGCCGUCGGCUUCAUGCGAGAGGUGGGAGCUUUCCUCGCUGAGAAUUCUCCCAAGGCCAACAACGGAGUCUUUGAGCGAUUCCGAGCCGUACUUCACGAGGGGGCGAUCGACAAGAGGGUCCAAUAUAUGAUCGAGGUCUUGUUCCAGGUCAGGAGGGACAAGUUCAAGGACAACCCGAUCAUCCCUGAAGGGCUGGAUUUGGUUGAGGAGGACGAGCAGAUCACGCAUAGGAUCGCUCUAGACGACGAGUUGAAGGUAGAAGAGACGUUGAACGUGUUCAAGGCUGAUCCGAAGUUCCUCGACAACGAGGAAAAGUACGCCGAGAUCAAGGAGGAGAUCUUGGGAGGCGAUUCCGAUGAUGAGAGUGGUAGCGAGGAAGGAUCUGACGAUGAAGAGGAUGAGGACGUGGCUCCCGAGUUGGAGGGUAUCCAAGAUAUGACUGAAACGGACCUGAUCAACUUGAGGAGGACUAUCUACUUGACCUUGAUGAACUCGCUUGGAUUCGAGGAAGCGGUUCACAAGCUGAUGAACAUUUCGGUACCCGAGGGCAAAGAGAUCGAGAUGUGCAACAUGAUCAUCGAGUGUUGUUCGCAAGAACGAUCCUACACCCAGUUUUACGGUCUGAUUGCCGAACGAUUCUGCAAGCUCAACCGGAUCUGGACGGAGUCGUUCCAGGAGGCCUUCGGGACCUAUUACGAGACGAUCCAUCGAUACGAGACCAACAAGCUGCGAAACAUUGCCCGUCUUUUCGGUCACCUCGUCGCGUCUGAUGCCAUCUCGUGGGCCGUUUUGCAUGUUGUGCACAUGAACGAAGAGGAGACGACCUCGUCGAGCCGUAUCUUCGUGAAAAUCUUGAUGCAAGAGGUCAUGGAGGAGGUCGGGCUGAAAAAGAUGGCCGCCAGGCUCAAGGAGCCCGAGUUGCAACAAGCCUUGACGGGAAUCUUCCCCACGGACAACCCGAAAAACACGAGGUUCGCUAUCAACUACUUCACCUCGAUCGGACUCGGUCUCAUCACCGAAGACAUGCGAACCUGGUUACAAAACGCUCCGAAAAUCAUUAUGGCCCAGCGACAAGCUGCUCUCGAAGCCGAAUCGUCCGACAGCGACAGUUCGAGCGACAGCAGCGACUCGUCUUCCGACUCUUCGAGCGAUUCAGAUUCGGACUCCGAUUCUUCUUCUGCCUCUUCCCGAUCCCGAUCUCCACCCCGCCGACGUCGUUCGCCUUCUCCCCGACGAGGAGGUAGGGACCGCAGCCUGUCCCGCUCGCCUCCUCGUCGAAGACGGUACUCGGAUUCCAGGUCUCCUCCUCCCAAGCGGUCUGAUCGGGAUGGACGUUCCCCGCCUCCUCCUCCCCGUAGACGGUAUGAGGAUAGCAGGAGCCCUCCACCUCGAAGGCGAUACGACGGCGAGGAUCGGAACGGACGACCCAGAGAUAAUGGGGAUGGAAGACGACGAUACGACAGCCGAUCGCCUCCUCCUAGACGGAGGUAUGACGAUUCGCCUCCUCCGAGGAGAAGGUCUCCUUCGAGGGAUGUCAGGGUCAAGCGGGAAGAUGAGGAUGAUAGACGGGGUGGGGACGGAUAUCGAAGGCGAUGAACCCUCGCGGAGGGUCGAGAUGCGACUCAGUAGGCUUCAAGCAUACCAAAAGGGAAUCGAAAUAUGAGAUUGUGACGAGCAGUAGUAGCAGUAUUCGUGUAUCACCAGUCUCUCAUAUCUCUUAUACGGAUUGCGAGUAUCCACGGCA
Filobasidium floriforme is the source of this 2751-nucleotide messenger RNA. RefSeq lists its product as uncharacterized. Gene Ontology annotation, biological process: mRNA splicing, via spliceosome. The transcript is spliced from 8 exons. The record is from RefSeq and is a predicted model, not a curated record. Gene Ontology annotation, molecular function: protein binding; RNA binding. The coding region runs from base 108 to 2603 and encodes 831 amino acids. Gene Ontology annotation, cellular component: catalytic step 2 spliceosome. NCBI's taxonomy places the organism in Eukaryota, Fungi, Basidiomycota, Tremellomycetes, Filobasidiales, Filobasidiaceae.